AUGCCAUCGGAUGGCGAACCAGACAAGAAAAAGCGGAAAGUGACCGAUAGUGACGAAAACGAUCUUGGCAAUGCCAAGAUGAGAAAUAUUCACCAUCUGAGGGGUUUGUCGAUCCCUGAUUCUGGAAGUCUUCCAAGUAAUGGUCAGGUAUUCAUCAAGGUGAGAAUCUAUCCUCCUUCGGGAUCGAGCAGUCUCUCCUAUCAGCCGUACACGAAUACCACCUUGAUCGUACCUGCUGCUAUUGUGCAACAACACUUAAUAGAGGAUACCAAAUCACUUCAAAGUGAAAGUUAUCAAGCUCUACGUGACGAUGAGAUCAAACAAAUGACAAGAUUGAACAAGAAUGAUGCACAGUGGGAUAAGAAGUUCCAAAAGGAGUAUUUACUGGCUAUACACACAAAAGAACAAACGUUUCUCGAACAUUUCUAUGAAAAUACAAGAAUAGCACUGUACAACACUAUCACAUUCCAGAGAUUAAAGGAUGAGUCCGAAAAUGUUGCCUGGGUAACACUCUUCGAUGUUGAUGUUGACUCUCAUUGGCUUUCUGACCAUCCUGACCAAGGAGGUAUCAAUGUUCAAACCGCAGUGAAACAGUACGUAUGCGGUAUGAAGCACCUUCUAUCAGACGCGGAAAUAGAUGCUGCAAAGAAAGGGUUUGCAACCGUUUCACUCAUCACAAACGAGAUCAUGGCACGCUUAGGGCAGCUGGAUCCCAAUGCUUUGACAUUUGCAUAUUUUACUGGAGGAAAGGGAACUCGGAUUAUGAUGUUCUCGCCCAAAUACUCAUUUAUCCGAUUCAGAAGUUGUGAUCCAAAGAAGAGAAAAGACAUGGUCUUGAGCCAUAUCAGGAGUUUGCUGGGGAAUGAGGUGUUCGAGCGUGUCUACACGGAGAUUGAGAAACGGCAAGAUCUAUACGUCUACUGCAAAUCUUUUGAGAAAAACGACCAUCUGUUCGACAGUGCCGUGUAUGGUGACGGUGGCACGAAGCCUGAUCUGUAUCCACACCCCACGACUCUCCUCUUCUCAAGAGAAUACCCUUUGCCAGACCAAGGAUUCACAACCGAUGAUAUAGAAAGGACCCUGGACCAUUUGGCGACAAGAGACUAUCGACCAACACCAUACUUCAUUGAAAGAAUGCAAAAGAUGUACAAUCUGGUCUUUCAACAUUGCAUUGACAAGUUUGACGAAAUUGAGUUGAUACACAUUGAUGCACCUAGGGCUAGAGCAAACAAUUUCCCCAAGAGACAGAAGAAGCGUAAAGAGAACAAUGAGAUGCAAGAACAGGAUCAUCCUCUCAACACAAAAAGCAAAUUGAGACCAAGGAUUAACAGCAGCAAUGAACAGUUGGAUCGUGUGCUUCGUAGUAUUUUUGAAGAUGAAGAGUCAUACAGUGGAUAUGACAGAUGGUUGUCAAAGGAGAUGAAGAUUAUUGACCAGUUGAUGAACUAUGAUCAAGACACCAUACUCGCAGCUUGUGAUGUUUUCAACAUGACUGUGCAAAAAGGCUACAAGCCUGUUGACGAUAAUGAGAAGACAAUGUCGAGUGCUUUGGCUAAAGCAGCUUCUGCAGAGAUAACAGAUUUUGAUAGAAACGUUGACUUUACUUCCGACACACACAGACUUCGGUACUUUGGAUCUCCGACAUUGGAAUGGGAACCAGAACAAAAUUCAAGUGACAACGUAGUCAACAAAUGUGAAAUACUAAAACUCAAGCUGUCCUUCAUCACCUUGAACAGGCAUCCAUACUUGGGCAACAAGACGACCAUCUUUAAGGCUCUUGUAAUGACUGCUGCAUACUUUGCAGACAUGGUCAAACGGAAAGAUGGGGAAGCAGGUGGAUUCAUCAGAGAGGUGCUCAAGGACUGGGGAAGUCAGAUACAAUCGCCACCUCCACUUCAUGAAACCGAUGUGGAUCAGGCAAUAGAAAGAGGCUUUGUAUUGGUUGAGAAAGCACGCACACGCAAUGCAAACUCAGGCUCUACAGUGUACGCCAAAGCUGUUCAGGAGAUCAACAAAUUCAUUGAUGAGGAAAUGGCUCGUGUGGGAUUCAGACUAUGUGUCAAGGGUGAUUGGGAUGUAAUCGACCCCGAAAUCCAGAAGAUGCAUAGGGACAAACAAGUACUUAACCCUGUCCAGCAUAUGGACUCUGAAGCCUUGAACGAUCCGCUGCUUGAUCUUUUCAAAUUCAUAUUACAGAGGGACCCCUGCGACGCAUUGUGGGUGAAAGAUGGGCUAAAACAGUUGAAACGCAUGUUUGUCGCUUUGGUAUACGUAUUCAAUCACUGGAUUGGAGACACAGGAAUGGGGUCGGUGGGGACAAAGAUGAUCACAUGGAGGUUGAACGCGGACAGGAAGAACAUGAUCCGAUCGCUCGGUCAUGGGAGUUCAUGA
Guillardia theta CCMP2712 is the source of this 2391-nucleotide messenger RNA. RefSeq lists its product as hypothetical. The record is from RefSeq and is a predicted model, not a curated record. The transcript has a single exon. The coding region runs from base 1 to 2391 and encodes 796 amino acids. Lineage: Eukaryota; Cryptophyceae; Pyrenomonadales; Geminigeraceae.